CAACGCGCGACCGAGACAGAAACCCAAGAACGUUAGAUCGUAACAGCGAACGCGAAAACGAAACCCAGUAUCGUCAGUGCUAGUGCAGGUAGUGUUGUUGGUGGAGUGUCGGCGCGACUCCUUUGUGUAUGAAGCCGCUACAUCGGACUUUUCACCUGCCUGGGACCGAUUCAAUAUGUCUCCACUCCUGAUUGUGGCCUUAGCCACAAUUAUAUCGAGUGGUCACUCCCAUCCUCAAUCUAACUACGCUGAUCAAGCCAACAAUGUGGAGUAUGUUGGAGGCCUCCCCGAACAAGCCACCUUGGAUGGAAAAGUUACGAAACUGGAUGACCUUAGUCCCGUCAUCUUCUUGAACCGAACGAAAGCAGCCUUAAACUGCGCCGCUGGAUCCAUGCAGGUUGAACUGAAGUUUAACGAGCCUUUUCAUGGGGUGGCAUACGCCCACCCUGACAGGAAUUCACCCUGUUUUGUCCAUGGAGCAGGAAAUUUGAGCUAUAAAAUUGAUUUACCUCUUAAAGGAUGUGGUACGAAACAGGCACCACAACGUGUAUUUACCAACAAUAUUAUCGUCAGAUUCCACCCUUCCUUGGAAAUCGAUGGAGAUGAAAUCAUUACCAUAGUGUGUAGGUAUCCACCACCAGUAGCUCCUCUACCACCGGUACUGCCAGAAUUUAUAAAAAAUGACAAUGUACCUCAGCCAGUGGUGGCACCACCACUCAAUAGUUUCCAAAUAAUGUUGAUAAUAUGUGGAAUACUCUUCCUAUCUCUUCUGCUCCUUGGUCUUGGAUGUACCAACUACUGCUUGAGAAGACGAGUUAUACCCCUGUCAAGGCCAUUCUUGAGCAUUGGAACGAAUUCCGAAAUUACGAAACUUUCUAGUGGUAGUCUUGGUAAUCUCUCAAUUUACGACCCAGUAAAGAUUCCUCGAGCUCAUGCCCCGAUCCAAGCAACAGCAAGCAGCUCAGGAAGUGACGGACCACUAAUCAGCGACACGCUUCCAUCAGAUUAUCCUUCAGAAUCACACUCAGAAAUAGAAGAACUCGAUGCCAGAUCUCUUCCAGUCUCAUCAGCAGGAAGCUUCGAGAACCGAGCUUACCUACACGACAACAGCAGCGUCUACAGCGAUGGUGCUCUACAAACCGUCGCAACUACCACGACGUUACCCAGAGCUUCAGCCUACAAAGAACAGCCUCGGUUCGAAGUUCAGAUGAAGGUCAAUAGAGCUCCCCCCUCUCCUGCCAGCCUUGCCAUUUCAGACACCGAUAGCUCUGUUUCCAGAACUGAGAGGAAUUUGUCAACAAUCUUGGAAAGAGAGGAAUCCUCUAGACCCGAAUCUACCCAAUUCACUUACAUCCCUGAACUCCAUCAUCCUCCCAGACAUAUUCAACCAGCUCCUACGUUCAAUAAGAUUCUGAAGAGGCAACAGGAACUGCAAGAACUAGCGUCCUUGAACUCGGAGAUGACUGACACUCACUCCAUCACUGAGAUGUUCGAUUCAUCUCAUAGAAUCAAGGGUCCAGCACCUCCACCACCACCAAUGAUGCCAAGAGAGCAACACUUGGUCUCCAUGGACCGUACGGAGGUGUUUGAGCCCAUGCCAAUGCGUAAACCUGAGAUCACGUCGCAUACAGUCGAUGAUGUCUAUCUCAGAACUAUAACCGAAAAGAAGACCAUCGAGGAUAUAGAACGUCAUAAGAGAUUGGUGACCGAAUAUCAUACCAGACCAGCAGAGGCCCAUAAGUGGGAUGUUACCAUCAGGAAUUAUCCUUUGGAAAUGCCUGAACCACCUGAGUGGGAGAACUUCUCCGAUAUAUCUUCAGCUUCCGGAUUGACUCUCACCAAUCUACCAGAAAGAUAUGUGGAGAUUCCUCCUAAGAGUACGAUAGACGACAACAAGCUACCAUUGAAUUCACCGGAGUUAGUGGGAAGUCUUCGACAACCACACUAUCCACAGAGUUACCUCUCGACCUUCGAACUGCCUAUUGAAAACCCAGAAGUGCCGAACUGGAACGUUCUUUUGAGAGUCCUUCAACCAACUGAGCAAGAAGUCACAUCGAUGGAGACUACAGAAACUUUCAGCUCUCAGUUGACCAUGGCGGAUAAGAUAAAAUGGCGUCAGAUCAUAACCACAGAGUCCACUUUACGUACCCUCCUCACCGAAGCUGUUGUACGAGAAGAUUACGAGAGGAUAAGAAGGGAUGCAAGGUACGAACAACUCUUCGAGCCACCCAAAUGGGAUGUAAUAAUAAGAAUUUUGGCUCCCAACGAUAAGCAAAAGAAUAGAUUCAAAAAACGAGGUGAAUGGGAUAAUAGAAGUAGAAGGAGUAGUCUACCCACACUCUACGAAUACGACUCUGAUGGUGAAAGUUCUGUUAGGACACUAACCAGAGAACCGAUGGAGUACCCGUUGGUGAGAUCCAGAAGAACAUCCAGAUCUAGUUUUAAGAGCGAAGCUGAUCUAAGAUCGAUGUCUGAAAUGACUGUCGAUUUUGGUAGAACUGACUUUGCAGAUAACCAAUCAGAAUCUUCUCAUUACUUCUCUAUGCAUAGAUACGACGAUGACGAAACUGACAGUUAUUAUAGGCCAGGUCAUCCUUCCCUUGCCAGAUCCUUGAGCCAACCUAGCUUAGCUAGAUCUGCUAGUGAAUUCACGGAACAUUGGGGAGCACCUUCAAGAUAUGACACUGCCAGUGAGUACACCUCACCAGAAGUCACCCCCAAGGCUGUGAGAAGUACCAGGAUGAUGCAGAUGCAACCUGGUCAGCCUAUGGGAGCAGAACAGAGAUCCAUGUGGCAAGCAAGCUCUAGCCAAAUGAGGACAUUGCCAGGGGGUGGUACUGCUCAAAUAAUGACAAGUGAAAUGAGUCAGUCUUCGUCUAGAGUUGUUUCAAGACAACGACCUUCCUGGCAUCAGUAAAUCGAUUAUUGUAAUAUAUCGAUCUAAGAAAGAUCACCAAUGGUGCUGUAGGCUCAAAAUCGAUUAGAUUAUGUUUUCGAAAUUGUAAAAAUAACGUGUUAUAUUAACAAUGAGAGACUUAUGUUCCUAAACAUAUUUUUCCAAAACGAUUUUGGCCUUAAAUAAACGAAACUACUAUAUUUAAAGAAAUAUACAGAUUAAAUUUUAAUUUUAGUAACUAGAAUGCUGUGAUAACAAAUGCAAUUAAGGAAAGGUCGAGGUUUUCUAAUACUCAAUGGGUUAUUACCCAAUUUUCCACUUAUUCACGCAGAGUGUGAGUAACUGCAAAUUUGGGUUCUUAUAUAACACUAGCUUAAGGUACUAUUUUAUAUCUACUCGGUUUUUUUACGAGCUUCGACUAUUGUUUUUAUCUGAUUUUUUAUGCUUUGGUGGAGGUUUAUGGCAACCAAUUUUUUUCCUACAUAUUUCCCUUUUUGUAUUUUUCCAUUUUAUCUUCAGAUGAAUAUAUCUACUUAAUUAAUUAUACUGUAAUACUGACUUAUAUUAAUUGAGAGAAAUUCUCAAAGUUUUUAUGUAAUAAAUCAAUUUUUUGUAA
Harmonia axyridis is the source of this 3512-nucleotide messenger RNA. RefSeq lists its product as uncharacterized. The transcript has 5 exons. NCBI's taxonomy places the organism in Eukaryota, Metazoa, Arthropoda, Insecta, Coleoptera, Coccinellidae. The record is from RefSeq and is a predicted model, not a curated record. The coding region runs from base 176 to 2917 and encodes 913 amino acids.